AUGAAUACAGAUACAGCAGCAAAUGAAUUUCCUAUUGGGGAUUCAAAUCCAGAUGCAAGUACGGAAAUGUCCGCCCUAGCUCUAGCUCAAGCUCAAGCUCUGGCUAGGAGAAAUAGAAAUGGAAAAGGGAAAGGGAAAUCUAAGAUUCCUAAGAGGGAUCGCUUGAAUCAAUAUAGGGAUUUAAGUGUGAUUCGUACAAAUCCGGUUACGAUUGUUCGGAAUGUUACGUCGGGGUUACGAGAGAGAGAUACUUUGAUGAUGAAUUUAUCUGAUUCGGACUCGGACUUGGUCGUCAAGGAGGAUGAAGCUAAAGUAGUGGAUAGUGAGCCAUUUGCAUCAUCUGAUCCUGAUCUUGAUCUUGAACUUGAACUUGAACUUGAACUUGAUCUUGAUCUUCCACUGUCCUUACAGCAUCAAAUACCCACAGGUGUAACCAACAUGAGUAGCCCUCUUUCGGGAGUAGGAAAAAGUCUACCUACAACCGCUCUAUCGACUUCGGAACCAAUGGCUAUCAAAAGCACUUUUACUCCAACAAUCAAUUCCCCUCAGCUAGCUUCUGAUCAGAUGGCUUCCCCGACUAUACCUGAUACCGUUCCAAAUUCUUACGAAUCGUACACGUCAUUCAUGUACACGCCUCCAGAUGGCACAUCAACAUCAUUGCCCCCUCAAUCUGAUCAAAAGACUAAUGAGUCCUCUCUAUCUGGUCCACUACCAAAGAUCUCGCAAUCGACUCCGCUUCUUCCUGCGCAUCGUCACUCUAUUCGUGACUCUCGAAAGUCAUCUGUUUCAACGCUUCCACCAGGAUUCUACGAGUACCACACUAUUAGUGGAACAGUGAUCAUCCCUCGUGCUUCUGAGCAUGGCGAAAAUGGCUCUGGCUCUAGCUCUGGCUAUGUUCCUGGCUUCGAACCCGGCACUAGUUCAUUACCUUCCUCGUCUCGAUCGUCUUUACGAGAGAAAUGUAAGAUGGCAUACGGUAUGAAGCCGAGCCUUUUAUGUGCCUAUAUCUUAUGUGGAUUUUGUCUUGCUUGGCUCAUGUGGAUGUCCUGGACUACGAUUUCUUCAAAAAGGACUGGUAAUCGUGGUGGUGCUGGCUCUAAUGGUAUUGGUGGACACGUUUUACCUUAUGGUGCCGGAGUUCCGGUAGUAAACCCUUUCAAGCAUGCUCGCGCAGUCAAGGAAGUAGUCCCGACUGCUGAAGCAAGUUCCCCCAACUUUGGCGUCAACACCUAUGUGGAUCCAAUUGACGAAAUCACCACCAGUCAAUUCGACAGGGCACUAAACCAACAGUGUGAUGAAGAGAGCAAGCGGGAGGAUAUGAAAAAAUUUCAAUAA
Molecule: messenger RNA, 1335 nt
Organism: Sclerotinia trifoliorum
Lineage: Eukaryota; Fungi; Ascomycota; Leotiomycetes; Helotiales; Sclerotiniaceae
Source: the annotation of a GenBank genome assembly